GAGCAAACCUAGAAACGCACUCCCAAGAUCCUUUCAGUGCACUCAUGCUGGUUCCCCUGAGGAUUACACACUGAGCAGAACAUCUGCUGACCUAAAAGCAAACCACUGACACUUCCUCUUUGAGGUGCUGCUUUUCCCCCCUCCCAUCACCAGGAUGAGCUCUCUGGCUGAGGCUGACACAGAGCAAAGAACAACAGGAGUGGGAGGGAGGUUAAAAAAAAAAAAAAAAGCAAACAACAGGCAGAAGAAACCAACAACCAAAUAGCAGAAUUGAUGUCUAAGGGCUGCUGAGGAACAGCAUGGAGCAGCCAGCAGAGGCCCCUCAGGCAGCACCCCGGCGAAUCUCCCAGGAGAGACAGAGGCUCACAGGUCUGCCCUUGUACUUCCAAGGUUACCUGUCAGUCCGGCGCUCACGGUGCCAGGAAUUUAGAGUGUUUUGGACAGAACUGAGAGGAACUACGCUCUUCUUUUACGAUGAUAAGAAGGCACCAACAUACUCACACAAACUAGAUAUAUCAGCUUUGACCUCAGUAACCAGUAUUUAUCCAAAUGAAAACAACUCUUCACAUUUCAUCCUGAUGUUGUUGAAUGAAGAACUGGAAGUGAAGGCUGAUAACUGUGAACAUGGGAAAGAAUGGAAGGGUUUUAUUCUCACCGUAACAAAGUUGUCAGUUCCACUGGAUGAGUCUUUAUCACCUGGACAGCUUACAAGAAUACAUGAAGUGCUAGAUAAAGAAAAGAAAAGAAGGACUAUGCUUAGUGACUGUUUCAGCACAUCCCAGAAUAAAGAAAGCCUUUCCAGCAAGGACUACAGCAAUAUAGCGACUGCUAUGCCAGCGUGCUUCUAUGCAGUAUCUCGGAAAGAAGCAAUAGAGAUGUUAGAAAAUAACCCUUUGUGUGGCAAUUUGAUCCUUCGUCCUGGCAGUGACAGCAAGAACUAUGCAAUCACUAUCCGACAUGUACUGGAUGCUCCAUGCAUAAAGCACUACAGAGUGACAUCCAGAGAAAGAAGUUACGUUAUUGAAUUGGAAAGACAGGUGACAGUUAAAAGCCUUCAGGAUGUCAUCAGUUACUUUGUGAUCCAAACCCACGGGAACCUGAAACCUUUCAUCAUGCAGACGUGCAAUGAGGCUCCGCAAAUGGACCAGAGUUCUGAAAGCAAAACAUAGGAAGAGUCCUGAUGAAAGACAGAGGCACAAACAGGAGCCAGUGUCCAUCCUCUAGGAACCUGGGGAUCCAGCCUUCAAAACAAGUACCUGAAGUGAUCAGCAGUAGGACCUAAAUUUAGGUAUUUUACGCCUCUAAAGCAUGCCAAGCACUGUAUCUUACUUUCGCCAUGCAAGAUGAUUCACUUACUAACAAGACAGUUUUGCUGGUGUGAUUUAUCACUGCUGUAACUCAUGACACGUUUAACACUGAACCCAAAUAAUCAUUCCGCAGAAUGGAUAAACACCUGCUCUAGCUAUUUUUCAUCAACCACGCAGAAGAUACCAAAAUAUACAUUUAAUAAAAUAAACUUUCAAAAGCUACAUCCACUGGACAGAAGUUUAGAUUGCUGUCCUGUGCUGCAGCAAAGCCUGGUUUCUGUAAUUACAGAACAGAAGAUAAUUAACAAGGAUGGACAGACCUUUCAACAGAGGUAGAAUUAAGCCUGUUGCAUUUCUGCAAAUGUUCCUUUCUGCAAAUGACUACUAUACAGCCAAAACAUUUCCAAAGACAGAAGGAAAGACUGUGCAUGUCAAUUUACCAAAGCCUUUUACUUCUGCUUGAUACAACUCAGAUGCAUAUACAAACCCUGCCUAGCUCAAACACAUAUUAUUUCAGGAUGUGAGAUUGUAACCUGGUGUCACAGGUGCCUCUGCAUUUGCUAAAACUGCCGUAUGUUCACAAAUUCACCGCAUGUAUUUGGAAAAGGGAGAAUGAAAAUAUGUGCUUUUUACUCCCUGGGUUGGUAAAUAAAAUGCCAAAUCCAUCAGAACUACCAGUCCACAUUUGUCAGAACAGUCAAGUUAACAGGAAUAAGUUUUCCCAAACAGAAUCUUCACUACUCCAAGAAAUCAAGAGAGACAGAGCUGGGAGCUAAAUGUCUAGUUUCACAUGCAUAAAAGUUCCAGUAACAAUAGAGUAUAAGAGUAACCAUUAAGAAAUUAAGGAGAAACCAGCGUAAAUGUAAGUAGACUGUAAAAAGGCAUCUGAAUGAGAAUGAUCUUUAAUGCUGAUAUAAAAUUUAAUCUCUGCAAAUCAACUGCUCUUGCAAAGAAUAGCAUUUUGAAGGAAUGCUCAAAGUCCUCUAGUACAAAGGUAGUUACUUCAUUGUUAACAGAGAGGUGCCUAGUUCCAGCUGCUGUAUAAGAAGACAGCAUCGGUCCUAGCCACUCACAAGCCUUCACUACAAAGAAAAAAAGCAGUUCUGAGAUCUAGGUGGUGUAACACACCUCUGCACUGGCAGCACUAUACCAGUACUGACAACAUCUGGAAGAACAGCUCCUCCCAGCCCAGGGCUCUCUUGCCCAGUUUGAGUGAGCCCACUGAACGCUUGCUGGAAAUGGUGGUAGAAAGCAGUUCUUGAUUGAGAAAUGGGCUGCAUCAAACACAAAUCCUCACUGAAUCAGCUCACUUCACACAAGUGAACGCAUUUACAUCACAGCUAUCAGCUAUUCAGAAAGCUAUUCAUUUCAAAACAUGAAAAACCAUUUUAACAGCCGCUUGACACCCACACUUCUUCCGUAUGAAGUCCUCUUAGGUAAUUACUUGUAAGAUGUUACCUGAGUUAGCUUACACUCAGAAGAUUUUAAAAGGUCUGCUGGAAGUAUCUGGAGAUGUUCUGCAUUUUCAGUUUUUCCAUCUCAAACUGAGGAGAACCCAUCUGUAGAAUAGACAUAUAUCCUAUGUAUACUCAGCAAGAGCACUAUCUGUCAGUUCUGUCCCCAGCCUACACCUGGAACGUUUAGCAAGGGUCUCACAAAACCGUGUGCACUGUCAUCAGCAAGAGUCAUUCUGUUACCUGUAUCUGAGGACUUUCAGAUGGCCUACAAGUAAAGUAGUGAGACUAUUUUGCUUUGCUGCGUAUCUCAAAAGCAGAGCGUGUUAGCACCACAUAAAUGCACCAGGAAGUGUACUUACUCAGAAAUUUUUUUUCCCCAGCUUACAAUUGUGAGCGGUGACAGUGCUUUUGUUUUGACCUAAACAUUUAAGUAAGUGAUCCUUAUUAAUAAUUAGCAAUUUUAGUUUAGGGUCUAAUAUUGCCACAGGCAAACAUUUCAGUUAUUUAAAAGUGGAAACUUAUUGUCUGCUUGUGCCUUCACUGAGCUUCAAAUGUAGUAACGUUUGUCCUGAUUCAAAAAAACUAAGUUUUUUUAUUUAUUAAAAGAAAUAGGCUAGUUUAAAAAGCAGUAUUUUUAAUCUAGAAAAUGAGAUCUAUAAACUCUACUGACUGUAAAACUAUAUAUACCUUCACAAACGUAUUGCACAUGUAAGACUAAAUCCCAAAUAUUGGAAUAAUUGUGUUGAUUCCAGAUACUCAGUUCCAUAUACCUUGUUGUUCAAGUGACCAGCCUAAUAUCUGUUGUUCCUGGCUACAACUGUCUGAGAAAGGAAAAGCAGGUAAAAUUCCCAAGCGAUAACGUUCAUUAAAUGUGAAGAUAACCCUAAAUCUUUAUAAACGAUAAUCAAGGAUAAAUGGCUAAGUACAACAUCUGCAGGAUUUAGGGAUGAGCAUUCUCCAUCUCUAAAUCUUAAAAACAUCAACAUUUUUAGUCUGUAGGAUCUGUUUUUAUCCUAACCCCACUUCACUCUCAUCACUGGGGAAUAAUAAUAAAAAAAGCCACCCUUGACCCCACCCAAACUAUCAGCUACAUUAUACUGUGUUUAAAAGAUAAUGUGUUGUUACAGAUGCUUCUGUAAUGCACCUCUGCCUCACUGCAAUGUAAAGCAAGUUUCUAAUUAUUUAAGCAUAUUCUUUUAUACUGAGAUAUCCUAGUAACAGAUUGAGAUGAUGCCAACUCAGUGCUCAGUGCAACCCAGACUCACACUUUGGACAGGUGCACAGCAUAACCAUUCACUGUAAAGAAACAGUACCAGAAGCAGCUGAGGAAACAGCAUUUGCUGUGACAGUCAUCCAGGGCUGUCUGCCU
Molecule: messenger RNA, 4133 nt
Organism: Numida meleagris (helmeted guineafowl)
Lineage: Eukaryota; Metazoa; Chordata; Aves; Galliformes; Numididae
Gene: STAP1
Product: signal transducing adaptor family member 1
Exons: 8
Coding region: 300-1169 (289 amino acids)
Biological process (GO): cell surface receptor protein tyrosine kinase signaling pathway; positive regulation of B cell receptor signaling pathway
Molecular function (GO): protein kinase binding; signaling adaptor activity
Source: RefSeq, a predicted model, not a curated record